AUGAUUGACCAAUAUAAACAUAAACAACUUAAAAUUGGACUCGUUUCCCCUCAACAAAUAAGGGCUUGGGCUAAAAAAAUCCUACCUAAUGGGGAAGUCGUUGGCGAAGUCACAAGGCCCUCCACUUUUCAUUAUAAAACCGAUAAACCAGAAAAAGAUGGAUUGUUUUGCGAAAGAAUCUUUGGACCCAUAAAAAGCGGAAUUUGUGCUUGUGGAAAUUCUCGAGCGAGCGUAGCUGAAAACGAAGACGAAAGAUUUUGCCAAAAAUGCGGGGUAGAAUUUGUUGAUUCUCGGAUACGAAGAUAUCAAAUGGGCUACAUAAAACUGGCAUGUCCAGUGACUCAUGUGUGGUAUUUGAAAGGUCUUCCUAGUUAUAUCGCGAAUCUUUUAGAUAAACCCCUUAAGAAAUUGGAGGGCCUAGUAUAUGGCGAUUUCUCUUUUGCUAGGCCCAGCGCUAAAAAACCUACUUUCUUACGAUUACGGGGUUUAUUCGAAGAUGAAAUUUCAUCCUGUAACCACAGUAUUUCUCCCUUUUUUUCUACCCCAGGCUUUGCAACAUUUCGAAAUCGGGAAAUUGCGACAGGAGCAGGUGCUAUUAGAGAACAAUUAGCGGAUUUGGAUUUGCGAAUUAUUAUAGAGAAUUCCUUGGUUGAAUGGAAAGAAUUAGAAGACGAGGGGUAUAGUGGAGAUGAAUGGGAAGAUAGAAAAAGACGAAUAAGAAAAGUUUUUUUGAUUAGACGCAUGCAAUUGGCGAAACAUUUUCUUCAAACAAAUGUAGAACCAGAAUGGAUGGUUUUGUGCUUAUUACCGGUUCUUCCUCCUGAAUUGAGACCCAUUGUUUAUAGGUCUGGGGAUAAAGUAGUGACUUCGGAUAUUAAUGAACUUUAUAAGAGAGUUAUCCGUCGGAACAACAACCUUGCCUAUCUAUUAAAAAGAAGUGAAUUAGCACCAGCAGAUUUAGUAAUGUGCCAGGAAAAAUUGGUACAAGAAGCCGUGGAUACACUUCUUGAUAGUGGGUCCCGCGGGCAACCGACAAGGGAUGGUCACAAUAAAGUAUACAAAUCACUUUCAGAUGUAAUUGAGGGUAAAGAGGGGAGGUUUCGCGAGACUCUGCUUGGGAAACGGGUCGAUUACUCGGGGCGUUCUGUCAUUGUUGUGGGUCCUUCGCUUUCAUUACAUCAAUGUGGAUUACCUCUAGAGAUAGCAAUAAAGCUUUUUCAGCUAUUUGUAAUUCGCGAUUUAAUCACGAAACGUGCUACUUCUAAUGUCAGGAUCGCUAAAAGGAAAAUUUGGGAAAAGGAACCCAUUGUAUGGGAAAUACUUCAAGAAGUUAUGCGGGGACAUCCUGUACUGUUGAACAGAGCACCUACCCUGCAUAGAUUAGGCAUACAGGCCUUCCAACCCACUUUAGUAGAGGGGCGUACUAUUUGUUUACAUCCAUUAGUGUGUAAGGGUUUCAAUGCGGACUUUGAUGGGGAUCAAAUGGCUGUUCAUCUACCUUUAUCCUUGGAAGCUCAGGCGGAAGCCCGUUUACUUAUGUUUUCUCAUAUGAAUCUCCUGUCUCCCGCUAUUGGAGAUCCCAUUUGCGUGCCAACCCAAGACAUGCUUAUCGGACUUUAUGUAUUAACGAUUGGAAACCGUCGAGGUAUUUGUGCAAAUAGAUAUAAUAGUUGCGGAAACUCUCCAAAUAAAAAAGUAAAAUACAAUAAUAACAAUUUUUAUAAGUAUACGAAAGAUAAAGAACCCCAUUUUUCUAGUUCCUAUGAUGCACUGGGAGCUUAUAGACAGAAACGAAUCGGUUUAAACAGUCCCUUGUGGCUCCGAUGGAAACUAGAUCAACGCAUCGUUGGGUCAAGAGAAGUUCCGAUUGAAGUUCAAUAUGAAUCUUUUGGGACUUAUCAUGAGAUUUAUGCCCACUAUCUGGUAGUGGGAAAUAGAAAAAAAGAAAUCCGUUCUAUAUACAUUCGAACCACUCUUGGUCAUAUUUCUUUUUAUAGAGAAAUAGAGGAAGCCAUACAAGGAUUUAGUCGGGCCUAUUCAUACACUAUCUAA
This is a messenger RNA of Panicum virgatum (switchgrass), 2052 nucleotides long. The record is from the annotation of a RefSeq genome assembly. NCBI's taxonomy places the organism in Eukaryota, Viridiplantae, Streptophyta, Magnoliopsida, Poales, Poaceae.